CGGCCGUCGCCGCUACGGGCGCCCGGGCGGGGCCCACAGUGAGCCCACCGGGAAGAGAUGAGGACACAGAGGCUUAUAAAGAUCAAGUGACUGAUCCAAGGUCACGCACCAGGGCGGGCGGGCUGCAGAGGCGCCGACAUGGGGCUGAAGCUGACCUGCCUGAAAGGGUUGAUGGCCUUGACUCAAGACAGGAAGAAUGAGGUUGGGAUCUGGCAAGAGCACUUUCAUGUCAGCUGGACAUGAAGACUGGGCCGGAUUGCCUGAGUUUAUGGGAGAAAGAAGACAAGGAUUGCAACAAUUUAGAAGAAAGAGAUGCCUUGAUAAAUGUAACUUACCCAAAAGGACAAAAGGAAACAAAAUCUGAAUAGCGCCACCUCUUACGAAAGAACCCCAAUUUGUAAUCAAAAGUUUUUGCACAAAGACAGUUCCAGGCCCAGGCAGUUUCUCCAGUGAAUUCAGCCCAACGCUUAAGGAAGAAACAGCACUGACUCUCUUAGAAGGUAAUCUGUGGGGGACGUAACUUCAUGCGCAGCGCUGCCUCCUGCAGGCAAGCCAAGCCUGUGACUUUCCCCCACUCGGAGUUGUGUCUUGAGUACCUACUGCGUGCUACAUCCCCCAACGUUAACAUGAGUGACCAAAGCAGAGAAAACUCAUACCCUGGCCAAGUGGCGCCAGCUCGGACGGGUCCUGACGUGGGCACGCAGAGCGGUCCCCUGGGUCCUGCGUCACGGGGACCCAUGGCGACGGAGAAGGGUGGCGGGCAGUCCCCAGCGGCCACUGACCCCUGUCUCUCUGUCGUGUGUGUAUGUGUGUGUCCCAUGGCCUGCCCUCUCAGGCUUAAAAAUGUGUGUCAGCAGCAGCGGCAGCCACGACGAGGCCCCCGUGCUGAGUGACAAGCACCUGGACGUCCCCAACAUCAUUAUCACGCCGCCGACCCCCACGGGCGUGGCCCUGCCCAGGGACCCCCGGAGGGCAGUCUGGCUGGACGAGUCAGGGUCGUGCCUGGAGGAUGGAGAAAUUGACCCUGAGGCCUGAGGUGGCGGCGCAGGUCAGGGGUUCGCCUGCCCCGACUCCCGCUUUGGCCAUCCCCCUCUCCGCGUGUCCGGAGCCCUGGGAUGCUCUGCUGAGGACACUGGCUGGGAGGACGCGGCGGUUCCAGCACUGGACCAGAGGCGUGGGGAGAGGAGCGAGCCAUCAGCCCCGCCCGGUUCCAGAGCACCACUUCCGAGGCCCCGUGGGGUGGACCGGCCCUCCGACGCCUCCACGUUCUCGCCGCCCCCCGGCCUGGUGACGGGUGCCGUCCAGGAGAGGCUCCCUUCUGGCCAGCUGGAGCCCCCGUGCGCGGGGCCAUGCAGACAGGCGCCCUGGAGGUGCACACACAAAGGACUUCUUGCACAGGACUGGCUACGUUUUUUAAAAGUUGUCUUAAAGGCAUCGAAACUGUCCAGAAAGUGACUUGUAAGUUCUUUUUUGCAUUGUAAAUAAAGAUCCCGUGUAAC
Odocoileus virginianus texanus is the source of this 1499-nucleotide messenger RNA. NCBI's taxonomy places the organism in Eukaryota, Metazoa, Chordata, Mammalia, Artiodactyla, Cervidae. The record is from RefSeq and is a predicted model, not a curated record.